AAGUCACGAGUUGAUUUUCCAAUCAGGCUUAGCAAGAGUACAAGAUGUGAUUUAAAGCAGAAAGCUGUGGCAGUCCUAAGGUAAGAGGAGGGGGUGCAUUGCUAGAAGACACAUAGGCAAUGAGGGAAUAAAAACAAUAGGAACAGUUGGCAUUUAAAAUGCAGAGAUGGUCUUAAAGGAGGGAUGAGUGAAGAAAAUGAAUAAGGCAAGUGGGCUUUCUGAUGCUGCCGGACCUCUGCUCCUCCUCCUUACCUGAUAGCACAAGGGAGCUGUCCAGACCUCAGUGCUGAAUUUCCAUGUUUCCUGCUCACUGUAGCAAAGGAUCCCUUCUCAUUCAGAUUUCAAUGCUGGGCUUCUUCUCACCCUGACUGUACUUUCCUCUGCAAGCUUAAUAGAUCUCCUCCAGCAGCCACAAGAAAAUAAAGACUGUGAGAAAGCCUCCCUUGCCUGACAGCUACAGCUGGAUGUCUCAGUGAAGCAAACACUGGAGCUCUCUGAACACUAGUGACUCAAGCUGACAAAGUUUGUCAGCCUAGCUGAGCUUGAUACAUAGUUCUCAGCUCCUGGACCUGCAGGGUUUAUUUAUCCAAGCUGACACAAUUAUAUUACUGUGGCUGCUGUAAACCAAAUCCAUCCUCUGGUUGCCAAUAACCGCCUCUGAUGUCCAAGUGCAACCGCAAACCGAGAAGUCAAUUGAUGGUCAAUUCGCAAUCCACAGUCGCUGCUGGCUUGUUUAGAGCUGAAAUCAAUUAUUGAUUAGCUGUGGACAAAGAAAAGAAAAAAAAAACAGCUAUCAAAACUAAUUUGAUGCUUCUCUACGAAUAUCUCUUGUAGACGUGCGUGUUUUCCUGCGUGGGCUUGGUGGUACCGAUUAUGGAAACUCCUUAGAAGUAGAGACCCCAGAAAGUGGUGUGGGAUCUAGCAUGGUGAUGUUUCUUUACUACUGAAUCUUAUGGCUUGAAGGGCUCACUUGCAGAGGGGCCUUCUUACCUUCAUGGAUCUAGGGAAUCUGUCCAUGUACAAUGAUGAAUUCAACAAUGGCACCAAUGGUACAGACAUUGGACAGAAGACAGAAUACAAUUAUUAUGCCAUGCUCCUUACCCUCCUUAUUUUUGUCAUCGUCUUUGGAAAUGUUUUGGUGUGCAUGGCGGUUUCCCGGGAAAAAGCUUUACAGACCACCACCAAUUACCUAAUUGUCAGCUUGGCAGUUGCAGACCUUUUGGUGGCAACCCUGGUGAUGCCUUGGGUUGUUUAUUUAGAGGUGGUUGGCGAGUGGAGGUUUAGUCGGAUCCACUGUGAUAUCUUUGUCACCCUUGAUGUUAUGAUGUGUACAGCAAGUAUCCUUAAUCUGUGUGCCAUCAGCAUUGACAGGUAUACAGCAGUGGCAAUGCCGAUGCUAUACAAUACUCGCUACAGUUCCAAGCGAAGAGUGACUGUCAUGAUUACAGUGGUUUGGGUCCUUUCAUUUGCAAUCUCUUGCCCCCUCUUAUUUGGACUCAAUAACACAGCAUCCAAUGAGUGCCUCAUUGAAAACCCUGCAUUUGUCAUCUACUCCUCUGUUGUAUCCUUCUAUGUCCCUUUUAUUGUCACACUCCUGGUAUAUGUCCAGAUUUAUAUAGUUCUGCGAAAGCGAAGGAAGAGAGUAAACACCAAGCGCAACAGUCGUGGAGUGGAGGCAGAUGGCAACAAGGACAAAUGCACUCAUCCAGAAGAUGUGAAGCUAUGCGCUGUCUUUGUUAAAUCCAACGGGAGUUUCCCAGCUAAUAAAAAGAAAGUGGUUUUUGCACAGGAGACUGGAAACCAACCAGAGGAAAUGGAGAUGGAGAUGAUGUCAAGUACAUCCCCACCAGAAAAGUCAAAACACAAAUCAGCUUCUCCAGACCACCAACUUCUGGCUGUGCCAGCAACAUCAAACCAGUUGAACAGUACUAACCUUGCCUCCCCAGCAGACAGUCCCUGCAAGGCUGAGAAGAAUGGGCACCCAAAAGAUAGUGCAAACACUGCCAAGACCUUUGAAAUUCAGUCAAUGCCCAAUGGGAAAACAAGGACAUCCCUAAAAACUAUGAGUAUGAGCAAAAGGAAGAUUUCACAACAGAAAGAGAAGAAAGCCACUCAGAUGUUAGCCAUUGUGCUUGGUGUCUUCAUAGUGUGCUGGUUUCCCUUCUUUGUAACCCAUAUCCUAAAUAUGCACUGCAAUUGCAAGGUACCACCAACCUUGUACAGUGCGUGUACAUGGCUUGGUUAUGUCAACAGUGCAGUCAAUCCUAUUAUUUAUACCACUUUCAAUGUGGAAUUUCGAAAGGCCUUCAUAAAAAUACUUCACUGCUAGAACAGUUAUCGGACUGCUUCACAUGGACAACAAAGGGAGACAAAUACCUGAAAAGGAAACAGAGCCCUGUGAAUGCUGGGCAGGAAACCCUUUUGGUGUUGGGGAACAUAAAUUCACACUCAUGUGCACCUGAAUUAGCCAUGUACUAAACAUGACUAGGGUUGGUGAAUAGGAACCUGGAAGUAAUUCUACAAAUGAAACCUAGCAGAGUGUUGUCAUAUGGAAUUAUGAAGUAUAAAUGGUCCACCAAAUUGGAGUGUGGUAAAUUGCCAAGGCAGCGCUAGAAAGUGGCAAGACAAGACUUAACAGUACUAGACUUCAUCUUUAGUACCACGUUCAAGAAGAGGAACAGUUGGAUUCAGCCAUUAAUGUUGACAAGAUGACAUUUUCAGGACCUAUGUGAAUGUCAUUGCAGUCUCACCAAAGACACUAUAAUUUUUUUAUCUGAUCUUUGCAAAAUAAGAAAGCUAGAAUCUGCUGAGACUAUACUUUGAAUCAGGGAACUGGGACUUUUUCUUCAAGUAUUAAGACUUUACAAGGAAUUAUCUAUUUUGGACUUUCCCUAUACUGGUCAUCUCCAGCUUACUGGGUAAUGUGGUGAUCAAUGCAACAUGAAGAACAAUACAAAUUUGCAUUGUGGUGACAAAACUGUAAAUAAAACAUGUUCCGAAAGAAGCCCAAGCCAAAAAAAAACUAUAUUAUAAAUAUUUAAACCUGUCUUGCAUGGUGUGUGUCAUAUUUAAAAUCUAUCAUUGUCGCACCAUGACUAAAUAAAAUUAAACAGCGAACCAUAAAUGUAA
Molecule: messenger RNA, 3129 nt
Organism: Rana temporaria (common frog)
Lineage: Eukaryota; Metazoa; Chordata; Amphibia; Anura; Ranidae
Gene: DRD2
Product: dopamine receptor D2
Exons: 8
Coding region: 995-2329 (444 amino acids)
Biological process (GO): adenylate cyclase-activating adrenergic receptor signaling pathway; adenylate cyclase-inhibiting dopamine receptor signaling pathway
Cellular component (GO): presynaptic membrane; glutamatergic synapse
Molecular function (GO): dopamine neurotransmitter receptor activity, coupled via Gi/Go; G protein-coupled receptor activity
Source: RefSeq, a predicted model, not a curated record